AUGGCAGCCGACGAGGCGGACGGAAUACGACGCGUCGAGAUCGCCAGGGAGCCGGUUCGCACGCCCGGCUAUGCGAACCCCGUGGACCCUAAACCCCGUCGAGGAAAUCCCGUCGAGGAAAUCCCGCCGAGAAACCCCGUCAAGCCCAAAUUGGACGCGUCGGGUUUGUGCGAGGACGAACUCCGCGAUUUCUGUGAGGCCGCUACUCCACACGACCGAAGGUCGAUGGAGGAAGAGACUCAUGCUCAGGGGGAGCACGAGGUGCUCGCGGCUACGAAGGCCAGGGGGAGCACGUUGGUGCCCAUGGUGACGGUGCAGACGAAGGUGCUGAAGGUCAAGGCCGGCCAGCAGCGCCCGGUGGCGGACCCAAGGAGCGGUUUGCAGAGCGCGCGCGAGGGCGGCAAGAUGACCGCGGACGUGCGUAGGCGGCGGCCGACAAUGAAGCGAUUCGGCACGCGAGGCGUGCGCGAGCUCAAGAUAAUGCCAAAGACAAGGGAGCACAAGAAGGAGAACAACGACGAUGGUCAAGAUGUUCGACGGGCAAGGCGAGCGGCUGUUGGAAGACCAGGAAUGUAA
Molecule: messenger RNA, 576 nt
Organism: Phytophthora sojae
Lineage: Eukaryota; Oomycota; Peronosporomycetes; Peronosporales; Peronosporaceae
Exons: 5
Coding region: 1-576 (191 amino acids)
Source: RefSeq, a predicted model, not a curated record